This is a messenger RNA of Monodelphis domestica (gray short-tailed opossum), 2753 nucleotides long. It is a transcript of the gene MORF4L1, whose product is annotated as mortality factor 4 like 1. Gene Ontology annotation, biological process: chromatin organization; regulation of DNA-templated transcription. The record is from RefSeq and is a predicted model, not a curated record. Gene Ontology annotation, cellular component: nucleus; NuA4 histone acetyltransferase complex. NCBI's taxonomy places the organism in Eukaryota, Metazoa, Chordata, Mammalia, Didelphimorphia, Didelphidae.
GUACACACUGCAGUCCUUGGCGGGGGCGCGCACGUGACUCUUCGUGCUGUGGGGCCUGCGGGCGACUGGCGAAUCAGGCCGGGGGCGGCGCCGGGCGUGACGCGCAACUGGGCGGGGUGCAGGGCGGUGGCGGCGGCGGCGGCAGCGGCGGCGACUACGACGGAGGGAGGAGGCGGAGAAGCGGGAGGCGGAGGCGGAGAGUCGUUCAUAAAUGGCGCCGAAGCAGGACCCGAAGCCCAAAUUCCAGGAGGGUGAACGUGUAUUGUGUUUUCAUGGACCACUCCUUUAUGAAGCAAAGUGUGUUAAGGUUGCCAUAAAGGACAAGCAAGUGAAAUACUUUAUACAUUACAGUGGUUGGAAUAAAAAAAGUGCUGUGAGGCCCAGGCGCUCUGAAAAAUCUUUGAAGACACGUGAGGAUAUUGUAGCCCUUUUUCCUGUUCCUGAAGGAGCUCCCUCAGUACACCACCCCUUCCUGACCGCUAGCUGGGAUGAAUGGGUUCCCGAGAGCAGAGUUCUCAAAUACGUGGACACCAAUCUUCAGAAACAGCGAGAACUUCAAAAAGCCAAUCAGGAGCAGUAUGCAGAAGGGAAGAUGAGAGGGGCAGCUCCAGGAAAGAAGACUUCUGGACUACAGCAGAAAAAUGUUGAAGCGCUUUUUCAGAACAGAUGGAUCACUCGCUGUUUGGAGACCUCUGCAAUAUCAAUGCGGAAAACCAAAAAGAACAAACAGAAAACUCCUGGAAUUGGAGAAGGUAGUAGUACCAGUGAGACGCCUCAACCACCUCGGAAGAAAAGAGCCCGAGUGGACCCGACAGUUGAAAGUGAAGAAACAUUUAUGAACAGAGUUGAAGUUAAAGUGAAGAUACCUGAAGAACUGAAACCAUGGCUUGUUGAUGAUUGGGACCUGAUUACCAGACAAAAGCAGCUUUUUUAUCUUCCUGCCAAGAAGAAUGUGGACUCAAUUCUAGAAGAUUAUGCGAGUUACAAGAAAUCCCGUGGAAACACAGAUAACAAGGAGUACGCCGUGAAUGAAGUGGUCGCGGGGAUCAAAGAGUACUUCAAUGUCAUGCUGGGCACCCAGCUGCUCUACAAGUUUGAGAGGCCCCAGUAUGCCGAGAUCCUGGCCGACCACCCCGACGCCCCGAUGUCGCAGGUCUACGGAGCCCCGCACCUGCUGCGGUUGUUCGUGAGAAUUGGAGCAAUGCUGGCCUAUACGCCCCUGGACGAGAAGAGUUUGGCUCUGUUGUUGAACUAUUUGCAUGAUUUCUUAAAAUAUUUGGCGAAGAAUUCUUCAGCGCUUUUUAGCGCCAGCGACUAUGAGGUUGCCCCUCCUGAAUACCAUCGGAAAGCAGUCUAAGGAGUUGGAUACUUUUUGUUCUUUUUGGGUCUCUGUUAACCUAUCUAUCUGUUCUAUUAGUCCCUUUCUUGCACAUAUAUUGUACUUUGAAAUUGUGUUUAUGUAAACAGGACUGAUGUUUAAAUAAGUCUGUUUUGUUUGAAAUAGAAAGUGUAUAGGGAGGUGCUUCAGCCCUUCCUUCCCUUUCAGAGUUGCUGCCAGUGUGUUAAGAACAGACAUGGAGAGUGAUAUUCUGUAUAUAGGAUGUUUCAGUGUCUAUUUGACAAAGCUGCUUGAAUUCUGGUGGUUUCAUUCCUUUGACACUAAGCACUUUGAUGAUCCCCGUGAAUGCUAAGUGAUAAAACACCCUGAUUCCUAGUGCCAAAGGUUUAAUCAUAUAUAGCUCAUGACUCAUUCAUUUGUGCUCAUAUUUCUUCUUAGUGCUUGAAGUAAACAUGUUAUUCCUCAAGCAUUUUUCUCCUUGUUCACAUUGUUGAAGAAUGGUGAUUUGUGUUGCCAGUUUCUUAUUCUGGAUCUAAUACACAUUCGAACAAUAGGAAAAAAGCAUUAGUGUUAUUAUCUAUGGUUUUCUGGGAAAGUUGGUCUUUCAGGAGCUGUUUUACAAGUCUUGGAAAUAAACCUUUUUUAUUUAAAAAGUUUUGUGCUCAUUUAGUGUUUUUGAAAUGUUCACUUUUGCUUUAUGUAAUCUCUGGUAUAAGUGAUAGUAACUACUUCAUUGUUAUUGUAGAAGCUUUGCUUCAAGGGGCACAGCAAAAUCUACAUUGGCCUUCCUAGUUAUCUUUGCAAAAAUUGUAUCAUGCAAUUACUUGCACUCUGUGGGAUUCAAUUAAUGACAGGGCCCUCUUGCCAAAGGCUCUUUUAUCUCUUAAUUCUAAAUGUUUCACUUUUACCUGUAUAAUGGUACAUUUUCCAUUUUUAACAAUCACAUAUUCAUUUUUGAAGCAGAUAAUAAAAUAUUUGCAUAUAAUAGGCAACUGAGCUUUGAAAGGGUGAUGACAGUUAAAUCUGUUCUCUUGAGGUUGCUAAGGAUACUGUGGUGCUUGGAAAAGCAGCUUUUGAAAGUCCAUCUGGCUUAGGAAGAGGCUGAGUUUUAUUGGUAAGAUGACCACAGUCUGGGCCAGUUCUAAUGAGGUUACAUACUUUCCAGAUGUCCUUUUCAUGGGAUCACAGGAUUUAGAACUCCAGGAGACCUUGGAGAUCACUUCUCUUUGGGUUAGUCUCAGAAUUGCUUCCCUUAGCAGUUGUAUUUGUUCAAGUGCAGCUGACCCUGCAUUAUAUUAAUCUUCAAGAAUUAGGUUGAAAAUGAUGUAUGGAGUGGUAUUUGAGCAGCUCCUCUUUCAAAUUGUCUCUUCCUUAAACAAGUAAUAAAGAAGAAAUUUUGCAAACCCUGUCCAAA